AUGGAAGCCCUGCAAGGUUCUAGUUCAUUUUCAGAGCAAUACCUUGAUCAGAGUUGCACUGCUACUUCCCAGUGUUGGUUUGCAAAUGGUGACUGUAGAACCUCCACUUGUUUAUGUAAGACUGGAUACCAUCAGACAGGGACUGCCUCCACAGGCACUUGUACAAAACGUCAGUUGGGACAAACAUGCACAGCUUUGGGUCAGUGUUCAGCUGGGAAUGCAGUUUGUAGUGGAACCUGUCAGUGUCAGUCUGGAUAUUAUGAUACAAAUGGAUCAGGAACUGGAGGAUCUUGUAAUGCAAAGAAAGGUCUUGGUAAGCCAUGUACAGAAAAUUUAAAUGAGUGUGCUGAUUCUGCUGCGCAAUGUCUGGAUGGUAACUGUACAUGUGGUGACAAUUACUAUGAUUCAAAUGGUUUUACUGAAGGUGGAAACUGUGUUAGUGUUUCGGAAUUGAAAGUAUUAGCAAUCAACUUCCCGUCAGCUUCUGUAGGAACUUCAGGAUUCAGAGUUUCAUGGACACCUCCAUCCACAGAUAAAGCUUCACAAAUUAGCAGUUAUAUUGUUUAUUGGAGAGUAAAGACAGGAGAUAAUAGUCAAGAUGGUGGAAGUAAAGUAGUUUUAAGAACUGCAACAACCGCAUUGGUAAAUACUGGUGUCACGUCAGGGAAAACCUACAUUGUGACAGUGACGUCAGUAAAUAUUUGGACACAGUCUGGUAGAUCAAGAACAACAUCAUUGGCAAAUGAACAAGCUGCAAAGCCAAACAUUCCAAUGUCUUUGACAACACCAGAUUUAAAUGCUCAAGAUGGUGUUAUAAGAAUUGGAUGGAGUGCUCCUGCAAGUGGUGUGGCUUCUGGUUACAGAAUUCAGUUACUUGAUGGGUCAAAUGAGAUUACCAGUAAAGAAAGACCAUCAUCACCAGUCAGCUUGUCUAACUCAACUAUAAAAAAUGGAUAUAGAUAUAACAUAACAAUCAUAGCAAAAAGUGAAGCCUAUAAUGGUACAAAUUAUGUAUGGAGUGAUUUGUAUGUGGAACAGAUCAAGACUGUUGUACAAGUGCCAAGUGCCCCAAGAUCUGUACAAUGUAACACUAUCAAAGAUGAAUCUAUCACCUUGACAUGGAUGGAUCCAGUGUUUCCCAAUGGAGAUCUUGUCAAAUAUAUCAUACAGGUCUUAAAUCUCAACGAACAACUGCUAUUUAAUACAAGCACAGAUCAGGUUGUGGAAAGCCACACAGUCAUCUCCUUGAGCCCAGGAACGACAUACAGGUUUAGAGUAUUUACAGAAAAUGAAAAGUACACCUCAAUAAACUAUGGACAAUCCGCAUUUUGCAUGACAAAGGCAAAAU
This is a messenger RNA of Mercenaria mercenaria, 1348 nucleotides long. RefSeq names its product protein sidekick homolog. Gene Ontology annotation, molecular function: protein binding. NCBI's taxonomy places the organism in Eukaryota, Metazoa, Mollusca, Bivalvia, Venerida, Veneridae. The transcript is spliced from 8 exons. The annotation marks the transcript as partial. The record is from RefSeq and is a predicted model, not a curated record.